AUGGAGUCAGACCAGUUCGCUCCAUCCCCAUCCGUGGCAGAUGUGCCUCUGUCUAAGAAUGCCCAAAAACGCAUUCUGAAAGCUCAGAGACGCGAAGAGAUCAAAGCCAUACGCAAGGCAAAAGAGAAGGAAAUAAAAAAGUCCAAGAAACGUUCCAGGGCCCACGAAGGACAGAUUCACGCCCCCUCCAGGGGCCGAAACUCCACCCAAACCACACCAAUGCCUUUCCUUGCGUCCGUUGUAAUUGACCUAGCUUUUGAUGAGCUCAUGACUGUGAAGGAGUGCAAGUCUAUGGCAUCUCAGCUGUGUCACACUUAUGCAUCCAACCGAAGAGCCAUUCGUCCAUUCAACUUGUUGAUUUGUACAUCUCUCAGCGGAAGAUUAAAAUGCAAACUUGACGACAUUAAUCACGGCGCUUAUCGAAGGUGGCGUCGUGUCAUGUUCUCCGAGAGCGGCUAUGAAGAACUGUGCUCUCCUUCCGCCAAUACUGUGACUGUAGGGAACGCCGGCGAAACUUCCAGCCAAACGCCCCGAUUUGACACGAACCAGCUGGUAUACUUGACUGCGGAUUCUGAAAACGAACUCAGCGAACUCAAGGAAGGCGAGGUAUACAUUAUCGGUGGUAUCGUCGAUCGGAAUCGUUACAAGAAUCUAUGUCUUCGCAAAGCACAGAAUCAGAGAAUUCGGACGGCACGUCUGCCAAUAGGGAGUUAUUUGUCCGACAUGAAGACACGCAAAAUUUUGACAGUCAACCAAGUGUUCGACAUUUUACUGCAGUGGGUUGAAACACGCGAUUGGGAACUUGCUCUCCGAGAAGUGAUGCCGAAACGGAAAAUGAAACCUUCCGACUCCAAAGAAGUACCGUUCGUUCACGUGGAGGACAUUCCUGAUCAGACAAGAACGGACCUAUGACUGAGACGGACGAUACAACGCGCUCAGUUUAAGACCUAUGUUACAUUCGAUACAAAGAAAUGGAGCCAUUACGAUUACCAUCAGAGAAUGUCCUUUAAGUUUGUGUCAGCACUUCCUCUGGUAAGAGGUUUCCGUUGAUUGGGUGUUGGUGUCCAUCCUAUCUUUGAAGGCAUCAGUCAGAAAAUAACUCAAGUGCGCAGGGAUCACCAUAUGUAUAAUUUGGAAUGUAGCGGGGAUAGUGCCUUUCUUGGUGGCGUAGAGGU
Molecule: messenger RNA, 1175 nt
Organism: Cantharellus anzutake
Lineage: Eukaryota; Fungi; Basidiomycota; Agaricomycetes; Cantharellales; Hydnaceae
Product: guanine-1-methyltransferase-domain-containing protein
Exons: 4
Coding region: 1-912 (303 amino acids)
Biological process (GO): tRNA N1-guanine methylation
Cellular component (GO): nucleus
Molecular function (GO): tRNA binding
Source: RefSeq, a predicted model, not a curated record